UUGGUUUGCUUUUGCCUGUUUCUGGGGUCUGUGGCCGUCACUUUUCUCAAAUUUGUGUCGUUUAUGUAAAAAAAUUAUAUUGAUUAAACCAAAUUGAAAUGUUUUUAAGAAAUAUAAAUAGUAAUUAGUUGACACAGCAUUCUAUUUUUGUACAUUAUUGUACUGCGAGCGUUUUUAUGGAGAUGGUAUUUGCAUAGUUUUAUGAAAGAAUUGAAAAUGGAGAUGUCCAACAAUACUGACGCCGUCAACCUUGGCGUUGGCGAAGUAGAAGCCGAAAUUGGUGAAGAAUUGAAACAGUUAGAAGAAGGAAAGGAUUUCGAUACUCGAAGUGAGGUGUCAAGCUCAUCAUCAAGCGAUUCAAGUACACCAAGUAUAAGUUCAGUUAGUACGAAAUCAAAAGACAGGCGAGGAAACCGUAAACGAACCAAAUCUAAAAGCCAUUCCCCUAUUCAAAGUAAACGAAGAUGUAUUACAAGUUCCAAUAACAAAAUAAAAACUUACGAUUACAUGACUAAAUUGAACUACUUAUUCAGGGAUACACGGUUCUUCUUGAUAAAGUCGAACAAUGCCGAAAAUAUAACACUAUCAAAAGCAAAAGGGGUUUGGUCUACUUUACCCCAGAAUGAGGCAAAUUUAAAUCAAGCAUACAGAGAAUCCAGGAAUGUCUUAUUAAUAUUUUCAGUCAAAGAAAGUGGUAAGUUUGCAGGAUUCGCUCGAUUGGGUAGCGAAUCACGACGCGACGUUCCGCCAAUAUCCUGGGUUCUGCCGCCUGGUCUGUCAGCUAAAGUUUUAGAUGGUGUGUUUAAAGUAGAUUGGAUAUGUCGCAAAGAGUUACCUUUUAGUAGUACUUUGCAUUUAUACAAUCCAUGGAAUGAAGGAAAACCAGUCAAAAUUGGCAGAGAUGGCCAAGAGAUUGAACCUAAAGUUGCAGAAGAAUUAUGUAGACUGUUUCCAGAAGAUGAAGGCAUUGAAAUGACCCCCAUAUUAAGAAAAUCUAAAGAAUCAUCUAAAAAAGGAUAUUUGAAAAGUGGGGGCAGCUAUAGAACUUAUCGAGCUCCAUUAUCUUCCAGAGGUUCUAAUUUCAGAAACAGAUUGGGUACGUCGUCAAGAAACAGGAGAAAGAUUUUUAUGCCACCACGAAAUAGGUUAGGUGCUAAUUCUUAUAAAAGAAGAUCACCAUCCCCAUACAUGAGAGAUAGAAUCCCUGGGUGGUUCGGUAGAGGCCGGGAUGGUUACAGUAGCAGCGGAUCUGCUGCAGCAGAAGUUUAUGUGGCUGAGUACAUGCGUUCAAUGCAACAUCAACUCCCUCCAUUGCCAUAUGUGCCACCCCCUGGUUUCAGCGGUGCACUGUCGUCAUUUGAUGGGUUGCCGCCCCCGCCGCCUCCUCCACCGCCACGAUACUACGACAUGGCAGAUUAUCCUCGAUCAGUGCUAGUGUAUGAUAAAAGAUCAUAUGAACGUUCUGUUGAUGAGUUCUUGUGGCGUACUUCUGAUCGAUCUCGUGGGCGUAGUCGUGAACGUGAUUCACAUAGGUCAUAUCGAGACCGGCGAUAGAACUGUAUAUUUGACCACCGAUGUAUUAAGUAUCUGAUAAUAAAAAUUGUGUAUAAAACUGAACUUUUUUGAAUCUGAAGGAAUUAAAACAAAGUGCUGUGAUGGACCUUUAUGGAACAGUCAGUAUUGUGUAUUUUUUGGACAAUAUUGUCUAAGUGAAAUUGCAGUUCCCAGUUCAUUUAUCACACUGACCAUAGCAAUGACAUGGCUGCAAGUACUGCAUUGACUGCCGACUGAACUUCAUCCAUCACAUUGUGUGUUUUACACAGUGAUGGUGCUAUCUAUACAUUAGAACAUUUUGUGCAUCACUAUCUGGUUGUGUAAAAUAUCUGUGAUAUAUUUCCGCCUGUUUUAAAUUUUUAUACUUUAUAAAUUAUACACAAAAAUUUUACCAAAGACAAAAUAGACCCCAAAAUUACUUAAA
Amyelois transitella is the source of this 1978-nucleotide messenger RNA. It is a transcript of the gene Ythdc1, whose product is annotated as YTH domain-containing protein 1. Gene Ontology annotation, molecular function: mRNA binding; N6-methyladenosine-containing RNA reader activity. Gene Ontology annotation, biological process: regulation of alternative mRNA splicing, via spliceosome; mRNA splicing, via spliceosome. The transcript has a single exon. NCBI's taxonomy places the organism in Eukaryota, Metazoa, Arthropoda, Insecta, Lepidoptera, Pyralidae. Gene Ontology annotation, cellular component: nucleoplasm. The coding region runs from base 202 to 1554 and encodes 450 amino acids. The record is from RefSeq and is a predicted model, not a curated record.